Zeugodacus cucurbitae (melon fly) is the source of this 10253-nucleotide messenger RNA. It is a transcript of the gene chinmo, whose product is annotated as zinc finger protein chinmo. The transcript has 7 exons. The record is from RefSeq and is a predicted model, not a curated record. Gene Ontology annotation, molecular function: protein binding. Gene Ontology annotation, cellular component: nucleus. Lineage: Eukaryota; Metazoa; Arthropoda; Insecta; Diptera; Tephritidae. Gene Ontology annotation, biological process: regulation of transcription by RNA polymerase II.
AAAAUAAAUUUAAAAAAACAUAUUUCGGCUUAUUACAAUUAAUGUAUGUAUGUAUGUAAAUGAACAUUUCAUAAUUAAAAACAAAAAAAAAACUAAAAAAAUAUUAAAUUGAAAUACAAAAUUUAUAAAAUUUAAACGUCCGCAUCAAACGUUGUGAAUUUUUUACAGUGUAUAUAAAAUGUAAAUUGUAGACACUGUAGUGAGAAUUUGAAAACAAAAUAAUAAUAAUAAUACAUUAAUACUCACACUUUAGUGACAACAAAAACAACAAAAACGUAGAAAUACCCCUCAAGUAACUUAACAGCCAACAAAACGUAGCGGCACAUAGAAAACAGCCAAAGCGCGUAGAAGAGUAGUAGUAGAAGGGGCGAAGAAAAAAACAACAACAAAACCACAAAAACAAAUUUAAGCGAGAAAACGUAAACAAAUUGGAAACAUAUUCAAAAUUAUUGGUUUGGACUAGCAGCAAUACUAAUACACAACAACAAUAACAACAAUCACAAUAACGUUAACAACAACACCGACCACAGCAAGCGCAUUAAUGCAAUAAUUAGCAACAACAACAAAUGCAAAGUUCGCGCCGUUAGCAACAUAACCGCAGUAACAGCAACAACAACAACAACAAUAAAUAAUUCAACAAGCAGCAUUCAGCAUCAGCUUCUUUUCCGCGAACUCUGUGCGUAAUUUGUGUGUGUUUGUGUAUGUGUGUGUGUAAGUUUGCAUAAAAAUUUCGUUUCGGUUUUUUGAUAAAACAAAAAGCGCAACAACAAAAAUAAAAACAUAAAACAUCAGAAAAGUUAAAACAAAUAUUUCGAAGCAUUACGAAGAAGUAAAAGAGUGUGAGUAAUCAUAUAAAUUGCAAGUGUUGACAAGUGGCUACAACAAGAAUUGUGAAAAAAAAAUUUAUGAAAAUUGAAAAAACUUGACUUUACACAUCAACUGUGUAGUUGUAUUUGGUGUAAAUUAACGGAUUUUGAACAAAAAGUCAGACGGAUUUGAUUUCGCGGCGAUCAAAAUUAAACUAAAAAGCUUUUCGCCGUGUGCGUUUCGAACGAAUCGAACUCGACGAUAAAAAUAGGACGACGCGUCAUUAAGACCACGUGAGUGUGUGCGAGCAGCUCAAAGGACAAAGGAGAGUAGCAAAGGGUGGAUUACAGCGACAACAAUAACCUUUGCUAUUGCGCAGGCGCAACACACGUGUCGUAGAAUCAAAGCAACUGCGUAGUACGUUCGCGUUUGAGGCGUUCAAGAGGCUUAGAGCAGUGAGCAGCAGCAGCAGCAAGCAGCGCAUUUUGGUGUAGCGCUCAGCUAGCAGGCCAGCACAGCACAACACUACCAAGCCAGUUAAAUGCGAAGAACGCCUAAAAGCAGAAAAUCAACAAAAUUGGAAAAUUCCCUUUGGCAUUAUCAGAAAUUCUUCAGAGAACACAAACAACGACGCAUAGACUUUAUGCAGCAAAAAUUGUAUCGAAAUUUUCAUUUUGGCAACAUUUAUUCGGAUUGCUUUGUGGCAGUAAAACAACUAAAACAGCAACAACAACAAACGCAAACGCAGACGCAGAAGCAUAAUAAUUUAAAGCAAAAGCAAGGGCAAGUGCAAGUGGCAGUGACAGUUGACGAAGUUAAGUCUUCGUUAAAGCAACAAGCGGCGCGUACGAGAGUUACGAGUGCGAGGACGACGUUAGACGCAAUAACAGCAUUAACGAAGCUCAGCAAAUCGGCGACGACGAAGCCGAAUUCUAGAAAAACGGUUACAGUGACGAUCGUGAAAACCAAUAGGCACGGUAAUACGCCGUUAAAGCCUAUGCCGUUACUGACUUACGCUACGUUACGUAUGUCAUUGAGUUUACGCAGCGCAGCGCAGCUGUUAAGGCAAUUUUGAAAGUGACGGAAGAAAGUUAAGUAAAAUAAAAAAGAAAACAACAAAUUUUGGAAGGCAAAAACAACUACUAAAAAAAGUAAAAAAAAAAAAAAUAUUUUUGGCAAGAAAAAAAUAACGGGAUAACAAAUAUCCUCAAAGUCAACAAAAUAACAAGCGCAUGGCUUGAACCCGCCCAGCGGCAUACUUAACACUUUUGGAAAUAGUGUCGAAAUUUUAGUGGCAAGCUUAAUUGCCGCUUUGGCUGCUGGACAACAACAAUUAGCUCCUCAUUUUACGGGGUUAAACAACUAUUUGGCUGUUUUUACAUACACACAUAGAUAUAACUACGUUCUUAGCGUUAAAUUACUUAGUUUUUAUUGUUUCGCGUUUCGGGUGCUUGCAACAAGCAACAGCAACAACAACAUAAGCAAACAUCAUUUGAUUUGUUCGUUAAUAUUAAUAAUUACAACUUAAAAUUAUAAUACAAAAUGGAUCCACAACAACAGUUUUGUUUGAAAUGGAACAGUUAUUCGUCCAAUUUGGCCAUAACAUUCUCAAAUCUAUUCAAAUCGGACGUAUUGGCGGAUGUGACGUUAUCAUGUGAUGGUCGCGUAUUCAAAGCACAUAAAUUAAUAUUGGCCGCAUGUUCGAAGAAAUUCGCCGAAUUGUUCGAAAGCACACCCACAAAUGGACAAUGCGUUGUCAUAUUGGAGGCUACGUCCUCCGACAAUAUGGCCGCACUGCUCGAAUUUAUGUACAAAGGUGAAGUGCAUGUGUCGCAAGAGGCUCUAAACAGUUUUCUGAAAUCUGCGGAAAAUCUGCAGGUCAAAGGACUGUCCACAGAAACUGGCCGUUUGGCCGCACAACAGGCACAACAACACAUCGAUGCAUCGCCACUCGACUCGCCCACCGGCCGACGCAGCAUGCGCAACAGUCUAAGCGGUGCUGGCAGCAGUGGUAUCGGCAGUGCAGUCAGCAGUAUAGGUGGUGGCAUACCCAGUGGUGCCAUUAUCGGUGGCAAUAUGGCCGCUGCAAUGGCGGAACGCAUUAGCAACAGUGGUAACGGUAGUGUCAGUGGUGGUAGUGGUAACGGUUGCGCCGGCAGUAAUAUUAUUAGCGGUCCCGGUAGUGCACAUUGUAAUGCCACAGCCAGCGGUGCUGGUGGAGCAUGUGGUGGUGCUGGUGGUGGUUCGGGUGGUAUGGGUAGCGGCGCUGGCGUUGCGCACCAUUUGAGCAGUUCGAGUGGUAAUCUGAAACAGGAAUGCGAUUCACUGAUGCAAAGUAGUACCGCUGCAGCGCUGGCCGGCGGUAUACCACCCUAUGUACCGCCCAUCUAUCGUCCGAUUUCAUUUGAACCGCCACGCAAACGAGUACUCCGCAGUCCGUAUGCCGAACAUGAGGUGCGCGGCAGUGUGCUACGUGACGGCUCAAAGAAUUCCUCAUCGGAAUGUGCGAGCCCUAUCAGCAAACCGCCCUAUCAUCGGCCGUCGUCGAGUGCAUCGUCGAAUGCACCAACCGAGGCGGACACAAUGCAAUCGGAGCGAACAUCACCGAGCCGUUAUGAGAAUCACAGUCCUGGCGCCACACCUGGUAAUGGCAAUGUGCCGAGCAAUUUAUCCGGCAGUCUAGAACGAACAGUGAAAACGGAACGAAACAAUGGCAGCACACACGAGGCUAACGAUGAUGACCAAAGCGAGCACGACGAAUCGAUUGAUAAUGGAGCCGAAGAUCUGCGAGUGAAAUUGGAAAAUUCCAACUAUUCGCCGCCACCGCCACAGCCACCUACCUCGAACGCAUCAUCCACAACACCAUCCGCCCUUUUGGAGAAUCUUAAGCAUGUCGAAGCUGGUUUGCCGAGCAAUUUGGCAACGUCUAUAGCGCCCGAGGAUAUGUUGAAUGUUUGGAAUGCGACGAAAUUGAAUAAUAAAAACAGUGGCAUGGUCAAUACAGCGGACGGUAAGAAGCUGAAGUGCCUGUAUUGUGAUCGCCUCUACGGCUAUGAAACAAAUCUACGCGCACACAUCCGCCAACGUCAUCAAGGCAUUCGCGUCCAUUGUCCCUUCUGUUCGCGCACCUUCACCCGCAACAACACCGUGCGUCGGCACAUUGCACGCGAACACAAACAGGAGAUCGGCAUGAAUGUGGUCACCGGCGGCAUUGUGCCCGCUUCCGUCGUCACUGCGGCUACGGCGGCGACCGCGAAUCACUCGCAAUAGGAUGCGGCCGCAACAGCGGCAGCAGCAGUAGUCAUGAGUGCGCAGAAGGCAGCAGCAAAACAACGUAAACGAAAAUCUUUGAAAAUGGCAUUAGAAAAGUGUAUGCAACGACGCGACGCGGCAGCUAGCAGUGGUGGCAGCGCUAGCACCAGCAGUAUCGCCGUCGUUGGCGGCAACAGCAGCAGCAGCAUUGGCAGUGGCAAUAUUGGCGAAGCAGCAAACGUCAGCAGUGCCACUGCUGUCGGCGUUAUAGCCAGCACGUCCACACGUGCGGCUGAGGAACGCAAACAACAGCAACAGCAACAACUCGUACAGCAGCAAAUCGAGUUGGAGCAACGAAAACAGCAGCAACAUCAGCAACGUAAGCAGCGUCAAGAGCGACGGCGUCAUAGUACCGCGCUCGGACGCAGCGCUAGCGAAAGCAGCGCAGUGGUGGAACAACACGAGGUCGCAGUGGCGCCAGCGACAGAGGAGGGAGAAGAAGAGCCCGGGACCAAACGUGGUAAGCAAGAGGUUGCAACAACUGUGGAAAGCACCACCGAAGGUGAUACCUCAUUUAUGGAUACCACCGGUAGUAGUUGCGCCACUACGACCACGGCCACCGACACCUCCACCACAAGUACCACCAACACCACUAGCGCCCACGAACGGCACAACAGCACCAUCGAUUCAUCCACCGAUGAAUUGGCUGACACCACUGUGGAACGUUUGGAUACAACCAGCGAAAUCGAAACCGAUACGGAUGAGUCGCCAACAACCACUGGUGCAUUGGUGGUGGCAAAUGUGGUGACACCCAGCAAUGCGGGUAGUGUAAAAGAAGACACCACCACUGACACCGACGCUGAUGCUAAAGAAAAUGUUGCUGAUACAACACCAACCACAACCACAACAACAGUGCUUGCUGCACCAAUUUCAGCCUCUAAUGAGGCUGAGCAAAACCCACCGGUACAAAUGGAAGAAGCUGAUGAAGAACACGAAAGCAAAGACGUCGUGCCCAGCAUCAAGUCCGAAGCUGCUGCGGACGCGGGAACGACUGAAAUGCAGGUGACCACAACACAAACAACAGAAACAGAAACAGAAACUGAAAAUGCUGAUAAUGCUAAUGCCAAAGCAAAACCAACAUCUACAACAACAACAACAAAUGCUGCUGAAUAAAUGUUGUUGUUUGUUAAGAAAAAGUAAAAAAAUGCCAGAAUGUCGAUUGAGUAAGAGUAAGAACAUGAAAAAGAACUAAAGAUUUUCGUUUACGCGCACAUAAGAAGAUGAAGUAGAAGUAGAAGAAGAAAAACAGAGACUACUGUUGCAACCGCUGUUGCGCUCGGAUGAUGUAUGUAUAUUACAAAUUACAACAACAAAACAAAAGUUUAUGAUUAGAAAAACAAAAACAAAAAAGUUAAUAUGCAAAAACAAUAAUUAUAAUGAAUUAAUAAUUAAUAAUUUUAUGAAUUAAUUAUGAAGAUGAUGAUGUUGAAGUUUGCGUGUGUGUUCUUCAUACUUGAGACACACAACAAGCUGCUGUGAGUUAAUUUAAAUUUACAUUUUAUGAUGGAUAAUGAAAGAAAGAAAGAAAACACAAAAAGGAAUGCAAGCGAAGCCGAAGUAAGCAAGAUAUUUAAAGCAAAAAAAUGCAAGCAAUUAGCCUGAAAACAAGUGAUGAAAAGCCAGUAAUUUUUUUUUUUUCGCAAGCACACUGAAGAAAGCAUGAAAGCAAGCAAGAAUUUCAUAUUUUUUUCGUUUUUGUUGAAUUUGUAAAAAAAAAAAUAUUUUUUAUGUAUAAAAGCUUGAAAAAAUCCGUCAAACUUUUGCAAUUGAAUUUUAUGUUCACCGUAAGAAGCUAUACUUGCAAUAAAUACAACAACAAUUGAAUUUAAUUUGUUAAUUAGUGCAAGAGGCAAGCAAAAUAGCCGUUAAAAAGCAAUGCAAUGAGUAACAAAUAAUAAGUAAACAGAAAAAUAUACGACUGAAAAAUAGUUUUCAGGGUGCUACACAGUUAAAUACAGUUAGAGAGUGUACGUUGAAGUAUGAAAAAAUAUAAAAAUAGUUGAAAAUAUAUAUUUUUGCAAGCAAAUAAAUAUUUUUGAAAUGUUUUUUUUUUUUUUAAGGUUAAUUAUAUUCUAACCUAAAAAUUCUCAAGUGGUAGUAAUGAAUUUCGAUUUUAAAUCAUUAAUUUAGUUUGCUUGGCAAUAUAUUUCCUUAUAAAUUUAAUAUUUUUAUUAUAAAAACAUUUGCUACUUAUUUGUUUUAAGUUUUAUAAAAAAAAGCAGUGUUACCAGUGAAUUUAAUUUUUUAUUUUUUUAUAUUUUUUUUAUUUAAUUUUUAUUUUUUUUAUUUUUUAUUUAAUUAUUAUUAUGAAAUUUUUAUGUUUGCAAAAAUAUAUUUUUUCAAAUUUCUAUUUUUUUAACGAAAAAAGCAUAAACAUACAUACCGCCAUGUAUCACAAAAACAAAAAAAUAACAGUAACUCAAAAAGUAUUAAAAUAUUUACUGGAUCGUUUAUAAUUAAUAGCAAACCAUAGAUAAUUUUGAAAGCUCAAAGUAUAUACAGCAAAUAAUGCAUUUUUAAUUAAACAAAAAUAACAACAAAAUUUGCAGAAAAAAAUGAAUGUAAAAGUUUGAACGUUUUUGAUUGGUCUUGAUAUUGAUGUAUAAAUCAGCAGUGUAUUAUAUAUACAAAUAUAUAUAUUUCUUUUUUUAUUAGCAGCAUAGAAAAACAAUUUUUUUCAACAUAACCUAAAAAAAAAUUUUUUUACUUAACAUAACCUCCACAAAUUUUUUUUUUUGCAUUCAAACAGUCAAUAUCGUAAUGGCAAUAGUCCAGCAAGACAUAAGCAACAAAUAGUACCUUAUUUAAAGUGUGAAAUUGUAAAGUGAAACUGUAAACUUUACAAACGCAACAACCGUAACCAAUUGAAGGCAAUAGUUAAGAAAUAAGUUAGCAAACAAACAAUAAAAACAAAACAAUAACUUGAAAUAGGGAAAAUAUUGAAUACAAAAAAGAAACAAGCAAAAAACAGUAAAACAUGAGUCCUAAAAAUUGCAAAGCCAAAUAGUACAAGUUCAACAAAUUUUCCCCACCAUACCAGACAGACGAGACACUCAAGAUGCGCGUCGGUGCUUGGUGGUUGAAAAGAAGGAAGCGCAUUUUUUCAACUAAAAAAGAGAGUUAAUUUUUUUAGUGUGUGAAUUUCCAAAAGUGAUGCCAUUGCAAAUAAUUAAUUAAAGUAGUAUUUUCAAUAUAAAAUUGAAAAAAAGAGUUAAAAAAUUAAAAAAAAAAAUUGAUAAAAAUUUUAAUUUUUGAUUUCUGUAAAACACAAAGAAGUGCUUUUGAAACUUUACAAUUAAAAAAACUUAUUUACAAUUAAAGGAAUGUGUAUGUGUAAUAAUCAAUAGCUUUUGCUUUAUAAUUUACAUAUUUGAUUUUUGUUGUACUUAUAAAUAAUUGAAAGCGAGUAAAAUUUGUUAAAACAUACAUAUACUUACUUACUUCCCACGCCACAAGUGUCAUUAAACAAGAAGCAACAACAACAUUGAAUAUUUCUCAAUACAAUAAAAACAACAACAAACUACAACAACACCGCAAAGCACAAAUAGAAAAAAUAGAAAAUAAAAACGAAAUAUUUAAGAAAAAUACAACAACAAGCGAGACUACAACACACAAUAGCAUAGUUAAUGAGACAAUUAAAUCAAGUUAUACAUAUAUACCGUUAAUGUGCUCAAAUACAAGCCUACAUACACACACAUACAUACAUAAAUGUCACAGGUGUUUGAAUGUGGGAAGUUGAAAGCGUUUGCGCAAGCUUUGAUAUUUGCACAAACAGGCUUGCUAGUGUGUCUCCUCUGUAAGAGAUGUGGCUAGCUAGCGCUUUUUGCUUAAAUAUUCACGUGCGAAAAACGCUCUGACAGCCUCUCAACAACACCUGUGACCCAUAGCAACCGCAUGUACCUGCAAUAUUUUAUGAAAGAAAAGAGUUAAAUGAUACAAAAACAAUGUUGAACAUAAACCUUAUUAGUAAAAAAAAAAUGAUGUUUAAAAAAAAUAGAUUAAAAUAAUAUUAAUUCAAAUGGGUUGGAUAACUACAUGCGGCGGGAGUUCAAGUGGCCAAAACUGAGUAUCAGUUUAACUUUUGCUCAGAUAAUUUUUCAAAAUUUCAAAUUCGUGUGCUUUACAUCUGUACAUCGGUGCUUUAAGCUCACAAAAGCUACUUUUAUAACUUCAAAAUAAUUCAUUUCCAACAUGAGGUCCACACAUGAAGUCACCAGCCUUGCAAAUUAUCCACCUACUUUUCAUUUUUCAUUACAUAACCUUAAAAAACACGCUUUUGGCUUGCAAAAUCUCAAAAUAAUUAAAAUUAAAAUUUAAUUUUUCAUUUAGCACAUUUCGGAAGGCAAAAUUCUCAUAAUUUUUUUUUUUAUAAAACAAACCAUCUCAGUUAAAAGGUUAGGUUCUUAUGAAAAAUAAGAAAAAAAAUAAAAUAUUUUUCAUUUUCUAUUAAAGGAUUGGUAAAUUGGGUGCCUAUAAGUAAAAAUAAUAAUGAUAAAUAAACUUUAAAAGAAGUAGUUAAAUUUUUUAUAUAGUAUACGCCUAAAUAAUAUAUACAUAUAUAAAACAGGAGAAGAGUGAAAGAAUUCGAUUAGAGAGCAAACAGUUUAACACAAUAAACCGAGAAAAAAAAAACAAAUAGAAAAUUGAUAAAUAUGAAGUAGAAGAAAAACAGUUUAAAGAAAAUAAACCAUUCAAAAACGUUCUGUACAACUUUUUGUAAAAUGUUUGAAACAAAAAACAUAUAAUCGAAGAAAAAAAAGAACAAGAAAAUGCAAAAACUAAGAGUAAAGAAAAAAUUGUGAAACUGUUGCUUGCAGAAAAAAAAGCAAAAAAAGAUUUUUGAGUAGCUUUCCAAAAAUCUGACCGCAACAACAGUUUCGACAAUUUUCAUUGUACUAUUUUUGGUUCGAAUCAAAAUUUUUCGUUUAGGCACACCUUUGGAAAACAUUUUUCUCUAGUACUGGUUUUCGCAUAACGGGAACAAAACGAGCAGCGCAUGUCAACAAAACAACAACAACGUGUUGACGCUGCUGCAACAAAAUUUCAAAAUUCAAAAUUCAAAAAUUUCAAAAAAUUGCAAUUUUGGCUGAAGUAAAAAAAAAGAAAAUACAUACAAAAACAAGCAAACAACAAUAGCGUUGGAACUAAAAAUACUACUUGCAACACAUUUGGGUUAUUUAUAACUGCAAGCAGGCGAAAUAUAAAUUGUGUUUGGAGAAUAUGAAAAGUGAAAUGUAAAUUGAAGAAGAAAAAGAAAAAGAAAAGAAAGAAAGAAAAAAAUUAGUGAAAGCAAACAGGAUGCUAUAAAAUAAAUUUUAAAGAAAGCAGAGCGAAAGUGUAAGAAAAUUUUGAUGCAAACAAAAAGUUGUUUCAAUUAAUUUAUUCAAAGCGAGUUAAAGCAAUAAAAUGCUUACAAAAUGUAAAUCAUCUUUUAUUAAGCUAAAAAUAUAGUAAUGCUAUUGAAAAUAUUAAAAUUAAUUAAUUUUAAUUAUUAUGUCGGUAUAUUAAAUUUAUAAAUACACAUAUAUAUUAUAAAUAGAGCAAACUUAUUAAAACAAAACAACAAAAAAAAAACAGCAUGAAAUUUGAAAAAAAAAAUUAAAUUUAAUUAUAAAAAAACAAGAAAAAUUUAUGAAAAAUUUAAAUAGCAAACAGAAAUCAUUAAUUUAAUUAAGCAAGCUAGAGCCUUCUAUGUAAAAAAAAAAACAAUUUGAAAGAAAAACCGUGUAUGAGUGUAAAUUAACGUAAAAAAAGAAAGAAAUGAAAUUUUGAUUUAAGGCUAACAGCAAAACAAAAGAAAAAUGAAAAUGAAAAAAUUAGUAAAAUUAUUGUAACAUUUUGCAAACAAAAAAUUCGUAUACUUACAAACAUUUGCUUGAUAAUAAGUAAAAUUUAUAAAUAUUUUGCAACAAAAAAAAAACAGAGAAGAAAAAUAACAAACCAAUUGCAAUAUACAAACAUACAAACAUACAAUAUGCAACUUGUCAUGCAUUUGUAUGCCACACAACUGUGAAAAUGUCAAAAUAGACGCGCAAUAGACUAAUUUUACAACAACAAUAAAACAAACUACAACUACAAGCAGGGUGAUAACAACAACAAUAGACAAUUUACAAACGAAACUUUACAACAAACAA